Molecule: messenger RNA, 1336 nt
Organism: Beta vulgaris subsp. vulgaris (sugar beet)
Lineage: Eukaryota; Viridiplantae; Streptophyta; Magnoliopsida; Caryophyllales; Amaranthaceae
Product: protein LIKE COV 1
Exons: 7
Coding region: 200-1012 (270 amino acids)
Biological process (GO): stem vascular tissue pattern formation
Cellular component (GO): Golgi apparatus
Source: RefSeq, a predicted model, not a curated record
AUAAAAAAAGAAAAGCGACAAGGAGAUUAGGAACUGACUUUGCUAAUUUGAAGCACCAUCAUCUCUCUCUCUUUAUUCUUUUUCUCUCUCCUCAAAACAGGCAACUGAGUCAAUUCCAUAGAACAAGAAACAACAAAAAGAAGAAGCUUUUGAUAUUAUUGAGGUGUGCGCAAUUUACAGAUUUUUUGCGCACAAUUUGAUGAUGGGAGAUGAUAAAUCAACAACGAUGGUGAUGGGAAGUAGCAGUAGAGAGAGAGAUCGAGAACUUCUUAUACCAGUCGCUGACUCUUCCAUUAAUCAUGACCACUCUGCUAAACCUUCACCUUCUGCUUCUUCUUCUCAUCAUUCUGGUAGAGAGACUUUUUAUAAAAUAAUCAGAAGUUGGGCUUCAAAGAAGUUUAUGACAGGAUGUGUCAUCCUUUUUCCGAUAGCUGUCACUUUCUACAUAACCUGGUGGUUCAUACAUUUUGUGGAUGGAUUUUUCUCUCCUAUAUAUGCUCAACUUGGAAUUGAUAUUUUUGGCCUCGGAUUCAUAACUUCAAUAGCAUUUAUAUUCUUGGUUGGCGUUUUCAUGUCAUCGUGGUUGGGAGCAUCUGUUUUGGGCCUUGGUGAGUGGUUUAUUAAGAGGAUGCCUUUUGUCCGUCACAUCUACAAUGCCUCAAAGCAAAUCAGUUCUGCAAUAUCACCAGACCAGAACACGCAGGCUUUCAAAGAAGUGGCCAUCAUUAGACAUCCACGAAUUGGGGAAUAUGCAUUUGGGUUCAUCACAUCAUCUGUUUCCCUGCAGAGUUAUUCUGGGGAGGAGGAUCUAUGUUGUGUCUAUGUUCCCACAAACCAUCUAUAUAUCGGUGAUAUUUUCCUCGUCAACUCGAAGGAUGUAAUCAGGCCAAACCUGUCAGUUCGUGAAGGAAUUGAGAUCGUAGUGUCUGGUGGGAUGUCUAUGCCACAGAUCCUCUCAACGUUGGAUUCUCGUAUCGGCCACCUUGACAGAAUAAGAUCGAACAGAAGCUGAGACUGAUGGUAAUUUUUAGGGUAUAGAUGCCUGAUUAGUAGAUAGUGAACCAGAAGUCUCAAAUGUGUGGAGAGAAUACUCAUGCAAUGCAACCUGUUUAUAGUUCACCUUGAGAAGACGCGAACAAUUAGAGUUAAAAACUAUUUUUGAAGUUGUAUCUGUUUCGUCAUACGAUAUAUUCGUCGGAUGUCUCAUGUCUUGUACAAUGUAGAUGUAGUGUGUUGUUCAAAAUCAGAGGCACGCUGUUACGAGAUUAUAGGUUUAUGUGUUUUGUUGAUGCUUUUCUUUCUCUAUUUAUCACUAUGUUCUAUUUUUCUUUCGGAA